This is a messenger RNA of Ciona intestinalis (vase tunicate), 3723 nucleotides long. RefSeq names its product foxE protein (gene foxE). Gene Ontology annotation, biological process: anatomical structure morphogenesis; cell differentiation; regulation of transcription by RNA polymerase II. Gene Ontology annotation, molecular function: DNA-binding transcription factor activity, RNA polymerase II-specific; RNA polymerase II cis-regulatory region sequence-specific DNA binding. The record is from RefSeq and is a predicted model, not a curated record. Lineage: Eukaryota; Metazoa; Chordata; Ascidiacea; Phlebobranchia; Cionidae.
AUCACAAACGUUAAACGUCAUAAUAACCGUUGUAACGCUAACAAUAAAACCUAAAUGUCGCUCCCUCGAAAAGUAAUCGUGCUUUUUAACUGGAUCUGAAAUAUAUUUCGUCGCCGUCUUUCGUUUAAUACGGAUCUCAAAUAAGCGGCUGAUGGUUCCAUGUAUUGUUCGUUUACAAUAGAGCGACGUCGAUAAAAUGUGAAAGAUCCUCGGCCGAGAUUGAAUCCGAACGAUCCGACUGUACGUGGAGUGCGAGGACUUUAUAGUUAACUACUGUAGUAUGGAUUGGUGUAAUGAAACUUUGGAAAGAAAGGUUAAAUUAAAAGUUAGUGAGUUCAAUUCUCACGUAAAAAUAAUUUUCUCACAUUUUUCCUGGUUUGAUUUUAAAAGCUUUAACAGGUUUUAGACUUUCGGUGGAGAUUGUAAUGUGCUCACCGUUUGCCUGGUUGUAUCGGGAGAUGGCCAAGAACAACAGAAAUUCUCAAGCACCCACUUUAUAGUCCUAACGUCAGCAAAAGGACCGGGACAUUAAAUACCUGGGUGCGACAAAACAGAUUCAAUUUGUGAUUUCAAUUCUGCCAGUCACUUGCCUAGCUUAGCACCCUUUGGAAAAUAGAUUUUAAAUAAAGUUAGUAAAAAAUAUGCAAGGCCAAAGUAAAGCAAAUAUUUGUUCAGUUUUCUAGAUUGCAUUUUAAAUUAUUUAUUUUAUUUAGUCCUUGGUUUAGUUUAAUCGUUAUGGCAACCGCCGUUGCGCCGAUAAUGUUGACUGAAUGUUCUGAUAAUCAACCUACGUCAUCUAACAUUACGUCAUCAAAUAUUAUGCACGAUCACGCGACCCCUGAUGUGACGUCACAAUGCCAUCUCGCCACCAACAUAACUUCAUUCGAAGAAGCAAAAAAUGUUGAUGAUGUCAAACAACUGCUUCACAUCACCAGCUACACACCAACAAUAUGUACUUACAACUACGAAAGUGGAACGUCAAACAGACCAAGUCAACUGUUGGAACUAACUUCGAGCAGUUUUAAUGAAACGAAGAGACUUGACACGUCCGUUGAUGAAAUGUCUUCAGAUAAUCAUCAGAUGGAUCAGAAACGAGCCCACAAUUAUUCAGCCGCACAUCAUACAACAACGUACCAAGAUUACCAAACAUUCACUAACCAUUGUAUGAACGGAUAUCAACCAUUUAUACCAAAUCUGUCGUACUGUAAUGCUUAUAACUUUGGACGGGAUCCAAGUUUCGAUCCGUUUGAUGACUUUGGAAUAUUUCGGCCCACUGGAGAUCCGAGCAACUUACCCACUCGCACAGGAUGCUUCACCCGAACCUCACUCAGCGUUGCUGAUGACAACCAGGGUGAUGGAAAGAUUGAAACUAUUUCCGACCCCGGGGUUUCUAUCCUCCCCUGUAUAAAAUUACCGCCGUUAAUGUUGACAUCGAGCAGCGCCGAGAACUCGGCGGAAAAUGAAGAAGCCGUGUCCGGCGUAGACUGCAGCGCACCCCCGAAACAAGGAAACGAUUUAAGUCAACAGCAGAUACACGGAGUUCACCAUUCAUCCCCACACAUUCAUGCAAAGAAUCCAUCCAACCAGCGCAUACCGCAUGAUCAACCAGCAAGCUUUAGUUCCAACCAUCGUUACAGUCAUUACCCGAUCCAACCUGGCCACUUUGAGCAAGGCAACCCACACAGCUACCUAGACCGACAAUAUCCGAACCCAUCUUCGUACGCACCACCUGUAGUUAAGGAUGCUUCCCGCAACCAGCAGCCUUUUCAUAGCACCCCGACCUGUGAACCUCCUCGCUCUGAAGUUGCUUUCACACCAUGCAAUCCAACAUACGAUGAACUGCAGCGUAAGGACGAGGCCACACAGCAGUUCACCGACAUCGGACGCACCGAUUUACAAACACCAGCCGAGGUGGAACAAACUUUACUGGAAAUCGAUGACAAGGUUGACUUGGCUGAAAGUGACGAAACUGUGACGAAACUAAGCGAGUGUAGCGUUGAUGAUGUCACCGCUGUUGAUGACGAAAGUUUGGAUGAAAAGAAUCGAGAGAAUGUGAAAACUACAAUGGAUUGUGACGUCAUAACAACAACAAGUUCAGGGCGACGUCGAAAGCGACCCAUUCAACGAGGGAAACCACCUUAUAGUUACAUUGCGUUGAUAUCCAUGGCAAUAGCAAGCUCACCAGAACGUAAACUCACGCUCGGUCAUAUUUACAAGUUUAUUAUGGAACGAUUUCCAUUCUACCGUGAGCAGAAUAAGAAGUGGCAAAACUCGAUUCGGCACAACUUGACUCUCAAUGAUUGCUUCAUUAAACUACCAAGAGAACCAGGGAAGCCGGGGAAAGGAAAUUAUUGGACCCUUGACCCAGCGGCUGAGGAUAUGUUUGACAAUGGUUCAUUUCUACGUCGUCGAAAGAGGUUUAAACGAUCUGAUACCGAAAAAGCUUUUUUGAGUUCCUACAUGCACGACCAGAGCGCUUUCACACCGACCAAUGCUUUAAAGCAAUAUAGCACACACCCUCAUACACCUUCUAAUGCUUACUAUGGCCAACCAGGGGUUGUUGGAGGUAAUUACUUGCAACCGAUUAUGCACCCUGGUAGUGCUGGAGCACCGGUCCAUCAGAUGAUGGGGCAUUACGGUGCUCCCAUGACGGUGUCACCGAAUGUUACAAAUGCGAGGAUGUUUAGUAUUGAAAAUAUCAUCGGCCACCCACGGCCAAACGAAAACCUUCCACCAGAGGUUUCUGAAUAUUCAGACAAUAUGCGACACGAUGGUUUAAACUCAGAGCGAGAUUUGCUUGAUAGAGAAGGAACAAACAAUGUCGACCGCAGUUUACAAGCAAACACAUCAUCUCAAAGCCAACCGAGCCCUUCAUCAGGUUUAUACGGCGCAAUGACGUCACCAAGCGUACGUGGUAUCAUCUGUAACAAUGAAAGUGUUUCAACAUGUUACGCUUACCACACCCCUACCACCACCAACCCGCAUUGUUAUACCGGAAGUACUGGUAGUCCAUACGGCGUCACAUCAAAUCAAAGAUUGACGUCACUUCCUAUUAAACCAAGCUACCAUAGUGCAUUUGCUAACCCGGUACAUCAUUACCAUUCUGACGUCACAAAUAUGACGUCAUUGUCUACAGACUUUACGUCACUUCAGACACCGGGCCAGUUUAACAGUUUACCAAGCAGUACAUACAGACGACCACCCGCUAACUAUGGUGGAUUUGAUAAAUACAUCCACACAAUAUAGACAACCGUAGAUUAUUUUUGCAAACAUUCCGAUGCAACGUUUCGGUGAACGACGUCACUUAUUUCUAAUGGUGUGAACACCGCUUCGUUUUUAAAGACACUAACGAUUUCAACUUAUUAUGUCGUAAUACAUGGUUACGGCCUGAACGCACAAUAUAUGUUAGUUGCUUAACUAACUUGUCGAAAACAAACGAAUCACGCAACGUACUAUUCAGUUAUUUCAAUAUUUUGGACAUGAUCGAAAUAUCACAAUCGCCGCCAUUUUGUUUGUUCGGUCGAUAUUUUCGGAUAACUGUUUUGCCAAAACUAUUAUCACAUAUCUUUUAAAUUAAAUAUACUUGUAACAAAAAUAAUAGUUACUUUUAAAUUUUGAAGUUUUGUAAAGAGUUGAACAUUCUACAAAUUAGAAAUUUCAUUUUUUAACUUUUUUUUCCAAGGCUCCAGUUAAUGCAACGUGUUAUUUGUAUCGACGGUAGAA